Messenger RNA from Tarenaya hassleriana, 1682 nucleotides. Its product is annotated as lactosylceramide 4-alpha-galactosyltransferase. The coding region runs from base 260 to 1498 and encodes 412 amino acids. The transcript has a single exon. The record is from RefSeq and is a predicted model, not a curated record. NCBI's taxonomy places the organism in Eukaryota, Viridiplantae, Streptophyta, Magnoliopsida, Brassicales, Cleomaceae.
GAUAAAAUCAAGAUUUGACAACUAAAGAAAGCAUAUGAGCGUAUGGACUCCAUCAACUAUAACAUAACAUCAGCGGAUGUCGUGUUCACCGGUCGCUGGCCGCCUUGGGACUUUUCAAACCAAGACGGCCACGAGAACACGGUCAGACGUAUGAAUAAUUAUAAUCAAAACGAGCAACUCAAUACCAGAAUUCUUAUUCUUUCCUCUAUUUUUUUGGUUGUUUUUUUUCAAUCAACCAUAGUUUCUAGUUUCAAGCAUCAUGGAUCAUGACACAGAGAAGAACAUCUCGACCAUGUUUGACCACCGGCGGCUAAAACGCUCGGAAUCAUCCCUCUUCAUUGCUUUUAUUUUCACUGUUAUAGCUUUGAUCGUCUUUACGAUCACUAUGGUGUCUAAUUUAUCGAUUCAGUCAAAAGAUUUCUCGGAGGUGAAGAUAGAAAUCAAGAGAGUUGUUCCAUACUUACCUCUGAGUUCAGAGAAGGAGAACGGGGACAUGUAUCCGAGCAAGCAGCAGGCACAAGCGACGCUUCCUUCCCAUAACCUGAACAUCACAAUAAACGAGCGCUUUCAGGUGAUUGAGAUUUUCAGGAAGAACAACGUGCCAGAGGAAUUCGACAGGCGGGUAAAUAAUUUUAUCAGUGAUGGGUGCGAGGUCCACUUCAUCAUGACAUGGAUAUCACCUGCAGAGUUCUUCGGCAGGAGAGAGCUCUUGGCCGUUGAAAGCGUUUUCAAAUCUCAUCCACGUGGGUGUUUGAUGAUCCUAUCUGCAACCAUGGAUUCUCCCCAGGGUUUCGAGAUCUUGAAACCGGUUCUUGACCAGGGUUACAAAGUUCUUGCGGUCACCCCUGACUUGCCCUUUCUUCUCAAGGACACUGACGGCGAAUCAUGGCUCAAGGAGAUAGAGGCCGGCAAACGUGAUCCUGGGAAGGUCUCCUUAGCUCAGAAUCUGUCAAAUUUACUGAGACUCGCAGCUCUAUACAGAUAUGGAGGUGUUUACCUGGACACAGAUAUGAUCGUCCUGAAAAGCUUUAAAGGGCUUAGGAACGUGAUCGGGGCACAGACCCUCGCUCCUUCAUCGAGAAACUGGACCAGAUUGAACAACGCAGUUCUUAUAUUCGAUAAGAAUCAUCCUCUCCUACUCAAACUCAUAGAAGAAUUCGCACUGACCUUCAACGGAAACAUAUGGGGCCAUAAUGGACCAUACUUGGUAUCCCGAGUGGCUCGAGCAGUAGAAGGAACAACGGGAUAUAACUUCACCGUCCUGCCGCCUCCAGCAUUCUAUCCGGUUAACUGGAUUGAGAUAGAGAAGUUCUUCAAGGUGCCAAAGACUGAGAAGGACUCCAAGUGGGUGGAGUCCAAGCUUCUUCAGAUGCAAAAGAAAAGCUAUGGCCUGCAUUUAUGGAACAAGUUUAGCAAGAAACUGGAGAUGGAAGAAGGUAGCGCCAUUAGAGGAUUGGUUUCAGACCACUGUAUCAUUUGUAAGGAUGUGAACAGGUGAAGAAAGAAGAGAGUCUGUCUACCCAACAGGGGCUUUCUUUUUCCACCUUCUUCUGUGUAUCAUAGAAUUGUUCGUCUGUUCGUUAAUUCCAGUGUAGAUAACGCGUCAAUAGGAACGAGAACCUCGUUCUGUCCGCGCUCCUGACAUGUAAAAAUCACAGAAUUCAGAAGUUUUUACGACUACA